Molecule: messenger RNA, 555 nt
Organism: Myotis lucifugus (little brown bat)
Lineage: Eukaryota; Metazoa; Chordata; Mammalia; Chiroptera; Vespertilionidae
Product: hemicentin-1-like
Exons: 4
Biological process (GO): homophilic cell-cell adhesion; synapse organization
Cellular component (GO): plasma membrane; axon; neuronal cell body
Molecular function (GO): axon guidance receptor activity
Source: RefSeq, a predicted model, not a curated record
AUACAGUCUUCUGGUCGAGUUCUACAAAUUGCCAAAACCCUGAUGGAAGACGCUGGCAGAUACACAUGUGUGGCCACCAAUGCGGCGGGGGAAGCCCAGCAGCACAUUCAACUGCACGUGCACGAACCACCCAGCCUGGAGGACGCAGGGAAGAUGCUGAAUGAGAGCGUGGUGGUGAACAACCCUAUACAGCUGGAGUGUAAGGCUGCAGGGAAUCCCUUGCCUGUUAUUACCUGGUACAAAGAUAACCGGCCGCUCGCAGGUUCCACCAGUGUGGCUUUCUUGAACAGAGGGCAGAUCAUUGAGAUUGAAAGCGCCCAGAUCGCGGAUGCUGGCAUAUAUAAAUGUGUGGCCAUCAACUCAGCUGGAGCCACAGAAUUAUAUUACAGUCUUCAAGUCCAUGUGCCCCCAUCCAUUUCCGGCAGCAGUAACGUGGUGGCGGUGGUGGUUAAUAACCUGGUGAGGUUAGAAUGUGAAGCCAGAGGCAUCCCUGCCCCAAGUCUGACCUGGUUGAAGGAUGGGAGCCCUGUUUCUGGCUUCGCUAAUGGAAUACAG